AUGGCUUCUUCUGGGAGGUCCAUCCUCGUAACUUUUCUUCUGGUUCUCACAUUCUCAAGCGUGAUGACGAGUUCCAGCGUAGAAGCUCGUCGUCUUCUUCAAACAACACAGCCUUCGAUGCCAAACAUGCCUGGAAUUCCAAGUAACUUACCUAAACCUACAGGAUUGCCACCUUUGCCUUCAAUCCCAAGCAAUAUUCCUCCUUUGCCUACAAAUCUCCCAAAUAUGCCAAAACCCAAUGCACUUCCUCCUCUUCCUUCUAUGCCUCAGAUUCCAACAGUCCCACAGGCCACACUUCUCCACUGCCUAAUAUUCCUUCCAUUCCCAAAAUCCCAACCACUAUGCCCUCCAUCCCAUUCUUUUCUCCUCUCCUUCUAA
Molecule: messenger RNA, 378 nt
Organism: Neltuma alba
Lineage: Eukaryota; Viridiplantae; Streptophyta; Magnoliopsida; Fabales; Fabaceae
Product: protein PELPK1-like
Exons: 1
Coding region: 1-378 (125 amino acids)
Source: RefSeq, a predicted model, not a curated record